Messenger RNA from Argiope bruennichi, 4130 nucleotides. It is a transcript of the gene Traf4, whose product is annotated as TNF receptor-associated factor 4-like. Gene Ontology annotation, biological process: regulation of apoptotic process; tumor necrosis factor-mediated signaling pathway; positive regulation of JNK cascade. Gene Ontology annotation, cellular component: plasma membrane signaling receptor complex. NCBI's taxonomy places the organism in Eukaryota, Metazoa, Arthropoda, Arachnida, Araneae, Araneidae. Bases 310 to 1617 code for a protein of 435 amino acids. Gene Ontology annotation, molecular function: zinc ion binding; protein binding. The transcript is spliced from 7 exons. The record is from RefSeq and is a predicted model, not a curated record.
AGGGAAAACUUGGAAGGAUUGCUGACUUUUCCAGAGGGAAAAAAAUCGCCAAACGAUAAUUGGAGAAGUGCACACCUGUUGCUAGGAUACUACGACCGCUUCAUUCAUUCAUUCAUAGUGUGUCCCUCUCCACCUUCUCCCCUGAGACCUCGGGCGGAGUUGUUGUGUCAAGCCCUUACAUGUCGACGAUGAUCAGCUGAAAGUCGUUUGCCGUGUUGGAACAGUCAGCUUUACGUGUUGUUUGUGUAGUGGUGGAUUCUUAAUUUUUAGAAGAAAAGAAUCCGUUUCGGAUUGCGUUUUCUUUUCAUUAUGAUAAGCUGUUUUUACGGCGAGACUAAACGGCGUUCGAAAAAAAGUUCGAUCUCAUCAAGUGAAGGGGUGUUCACCUGUCCAGAGGACAACUUACCUCUAGACUACGCAAAGAUCUACCCGGAUCCAGAUGCAGAAGUGGCCAUCAUGGGUUCCGUGGUGUAUUGCAUCCAUUACAAAGAGGGUUGCAAAUGGUCCGACGAACUUCGAAAACUUCAGGGUCAUCUGAACAUGUGCAAGUUCGAUGCUAUUCCAUGCACCAAUCACUGCGGUGCCAUGAUCCCGAGACUGGUCAUGGAAGAUCACCUCCUAUACACAUGCCCCAAGAGGAGAACUAGAUGCGAAUACUGCUCUAGGGACUUCACUGGCGAAACUCUUGAGAACCAUGUGGGCAGCUGCCAGCUGGAGCCGAUCUACUGCGAGAACAAAUGCGGCUCCAAAAUCCAGCGGCGCCACCAGGCCAACCACAGGCAACACGAAUGCACCAAGAGGCUGGUGCCCUGCCGAUACUGCCAGAAAGAAUUCGUCUACGACACUUUGCAGAUCCACACGGCCAAAUGCCCCCGCCUUCCCGUGUCUUGUCCUAACCGAUGUGAUGUACUGAAAAUCGCCAAGGAAGACCUGGAGGUCCACCUGAGUGACCACUGCACGGCGCUCACACUCCCCUGCACCUUCAAGGAGAUGGGGUGCAAAUUUAAGGGCACCCGUUCAGCUUUAGAUCAACAUCUUGAAGAUGCGACCAAACCUCACCUCCUCCUGGUCUGCGGCGUCGUUUCACGUCAGCAGCACCACAUCAACGCUCUUCGAACUACCCUGCAGGGGCUGACCCUCAAUACCUCCGGCACUCUUCUCUGGAAGAUCUCUGACUACAGCCGCCGACUGGCCGAAGCCAGAGAAGGCUACGAACUGUGCAGCACUCCUUUUUACACCAGCCAGUACGGCUAUAAGUUGAUGGCCACAUUGUUCCUGAAUGGCAACGGUGCUGGCGAGGGCACACAUCUGUCCAUCUACAUCAAGAUCCUGCCUGGAGAGUACGACGCCCUUCUCCAGUGGCCUUUUAGUCACACAGUGACCUUUAUCCUCUAUGACCAGACCUCGACAGUGGAUCAGGCUUGCAAUAUUGUUGAGAGCUUUGUGCCAGAUCCAACCUGGAAGAACUUUCAAAGGCCUAGCAAAGAACCAGAUGCCUUAGGGUUUGGAUUUCCAAGGUUUGUGUCACACGAUAUCCUCAAGAAGAGGCAUUACGUGAAAGAUGACGUUAUGUAUAUCAAAGUGAAAGUCGACGGUAAUAAAACGAUUGCCGUCUGAUAGCGCAUCUUACGGAUUUGGAUAAUCAUUUGUUGAUGUGGCGAUUAAUUUUAAUAACGAUAAACUAUCACCAUUUAACGUUUUAAGACAUUGCUGUUGUGUAGACUUAUGUGAAAAAAAAUUAUGGAGUUUAAUUGUGAAUAUUGAUUUUAUUUCACUCACUUUGGACAUGGAUGGAUAAUUUACCAUUAAUCAACCGAAAUAAUUUUGUGCAUGCUAUAUGAUAUGAUCAGAACAUAUUUCACAUCUGAUCGCAUAAAAUUAUUAGUUUAUCAAAUAAUAAAUUUAUGGCCAAUUGAUGAAAAAUAUCAAAAUUAGUUGGAUUAAAUUUUAACAAACCGAUUUUAGAAAUACAGAUAUAAAUCACCAUCUAAAAUAAAUGAAUAGCAAUACAUUUUAUUUGUUUGAUUCCUCUCGGCAUGAUUUGUCUUCUGAAAAUAUAUCUAAAGCUAAAAUUGUAGUUUUUUGAUUACUAAAAUAUUUUUAAAGAUUGGAUUUCUAACUGGAUACACAGUGGUGAAAUGCAAAUCUAUUCUUUAUCGGAGUAAUUUUUUUUUUUCUGGAACACGAUUAACUCGAUUUUGGAAUCAUGAAAAAUUUUUCUUUUUGGAAAAGAAUUUAUUCUUCUAUCUCCUUUGUGUUUCAUCAAUUUUCGUGUCAUCUCAGCUUUUCAUUAUUAAAGUUUUUUUUUUUUUCUUUUUGAAUCUGUUGAGAUGAACAGAGAACUAUAAGUUCCAAAAAAUGUGUGUAUUAAAUCUGAAAGAUAUGAACUGCUUGAUACAGCAAAUUGUAUAUAGAUGUCGAGUGUUCGAAUAAAUCAAAACUUUGUUAUUGUGUUAAAAAAUCUGUAUUCUGUAUGUGUCUUUAUGGAAUUUUCGUCCUUAUUGUAUAACAGGAUAGCAAUAUAUUGAGUAUAAGAAUUAUUGAUUAAUUACUAAUACAAUUAGAAAAGGCGUCAUUUUCCUUUUUGUAAUCAAUAUUGCGCUUCUCUAUUAUUCCAAAAUGCUCAAAAUAUGUAGUACUGAAAUGAAAAGACGAAAAAUAAUGGUCUUAUGUUCUAAUAUUUAUUCACGUUUAAGUCGAAUUCGAUAUUAAAGCUGGCUACGUUUCACGAAGAUAACCAUUUAUUUUUACAUUGAGUCAAGAAAUAAACAUGGACAUUAAAACGCAUUACGAACAAAAAUACAGACAAAGACAAGUAUUCCGAACGAACAUAUAAAGUUGUAAUUGAAAAUCACAUAUGUGGCAGACGAUUCUUUUUAACGCUCCUUCUAGAACAUCUGCCAUCUGUUAUUUUAUUUUAUUCUGAAAGAUGCUAAUGCAUGCAUUAUUUGCAAAUAGAUUUACUGUAAUAUGCAUUGCGUAAAUGCUAUUUGGAAAGUAUAACUUUUACGAUGUCGAGGGGUUUAUAAAAAAAGUAUAUUUCGAAUACUUACAGCUGGAGUUACGCCCCACCCACAAAACAUUUGUGUGAUAGAAAAUAUUCAGUACUAUAUAUUUUGUACAUUAAGUAUAUAUAUUUUUUUGUAUAUUUUGAAGCAAAUUCUUUUUUUAAUUGUGUGAAUUUUAAAAGCGUGAUAGUUUAAAAAAUCCUUUGCGAACUUCAAAUUUUAAUAUGAAGAACAAUUUUAACUGUUAAUAAUGAUGUUUGUAAUUAUUAUCUGAGAGAAUAAUUUAAUGGUUAUGUAAUUUAUUAUGAAUGAAUGUUGGAUACUUUUUACCUCAUAUAAUGAUAAAUUUAAGUUAAAAAAUAAAUGAUUUUUAAUUAUUUGAAAAAAAAAAAUACAGUAUAUUUAUAUUUCUUUUGCCUAACUUUUUACUAGUCAAACAGCUGGAUAGUGCUCAUUAGGGAAUAAAAAGAAAUACUUUUUAAUUUUAUGAAUUAUUAUGUAUCAAAAUGGCUACUUAAAUAAGUCCAAGUUAUACGAAUUUCCUGAAAAUCAAAACAAAAUAAGACUACUUAGUUGUGAAUAUAUCACGUUGUAUUGUAUACCGACUAUCGUUUUAAAAAGUUUUAUAAUUUUCAGUAAUUUUAAUAUUUUUUGCUUACAUAUUUUUACGAUCAAUUAUCAUUAAUUCAUUUUGUUUAUUAACUCUGUGAAUACGAUAUAUCUUGACAAUUUUAUGUUUCUAACAGUCCCAAUUAUAUUCGCAUACUGUUAGUAUUUAUAUUUUAUUUUAUAAAUAUAUGAUCAAAAUAUUUUUGAAUAAUCAUUAAAUAAUCGCACCGAUUAACCAUUCACAACUUUUUUUUAAAUAAUUGUACUCUUUGUUUUUGUACCUUUUCAUGUUGAUAUCACUGUACAUUUUAACACUGACUUCAAAUAUGAUUUCCCUCUUCAACCUUUGUACAUUUCUGUGUUAACGAUAUUUUAGUCAUUUUUUUUUUCUCUCCGAUGUUACAUUCGCACUGAUGUACAAAAGAUGUUGCUUUUAUCAAGAAGACCAGUGUACACUAGUCAUUGACUCAUCUGUAGUGAUUAGAAUUUGAAAAUAAAAUUAUGUAUAGAAAA